CCCAGGGCUUAGGCGGCGCUGCAGGGCCCCGCAGGCCGCUCGACACCCGGACGGCCGCCGACGGACAGGGGAGCGCCGGUCUCCCUCCUCACUCGGCCGGGGCGAGAAGCCAGGGGAGAGGCGGGCGCGGAGGCGAGGGCUGGGCUGGGCCGGGCCGGGCGGCCCUGAGCGAGGUGGCGGGCCGGGGGGCGCGCGAGCCGCAUGUGUGGAUGGAGCCGGGCUCGGCGGGGCUGCUGCAGCGGCGGGGUCCGGGGCUCGGGGGUCCGGGCUCGGCCGGGGGCUCCCCGGGGCUGUCGGGCCCCCAGGGCCGCCGGAGGAAGCAGCCGCCGCGGCCGGCCGACUUCAAGCUGCAGGUGAUCCUCAUCGGCUCGCGGGGCGUGGGCAAGACCAGCCUCAUGGAGCGCUUCACCGACGACACUUUCUGCGAGGCCUGCAAGUCCACCGUAGGUGUUGAUUUUAAAAUCAAAACAGUAGAGCUAAGAGGAAAGAAAAUUAGAUUACAGAUUUGGGACACAGCAGGUCAGGAAAGAUUCAACAGCAUUACCUCAGCUUAUUACAGAAGUGCCAAGGGAAUUAUCUUGGUGUACGAUAUCACAAAGAAGGAGACGUUUGAUGAUUUGCCGAAGUGGAUGAAAAUGAUUGAUAAGUAUGCUUCGGAAGAUGCAGAGCUGCUACUGGUGGGGAAUAAGUUGGAUUGUGAAGUGGACAGAGAGAUCAGUCGGCAACAGGGAGAAAAAGUAAGUUUUGCACAGCAAAUAACUGGGAUGCGAUUUUGUGAAGCCAGUGCCAAGGACAAUUUUAAUGUGGACGAAAUAUUUCUGAAAUUGGUCGAUGACAUCCUGAAGAAGAUGCCUUUGGAUGUUAUACGGAACGAAUUGUCUAACAGUAUCCUGUCCCUACAACCGGAACCCGAAAUCCCGCCAGAACUGCCUCCUCCAAGACCUCACGUCCGUUGUUGCUAACUUGCCGCAUCCUCCGAAGUGGAAGUGCAAAAAGGGGAGGGGGAGCUCCGCACUACAAUCAUCGGGCAAUUCCUUGUUGCACUUUGAUCCAGAAUCAGAACUACACUAAUUUUGUAAAUAUGCAAAUAUAUGCAAACCUGGGCAGGAUUCAGCUGUGAGUGGUUAAAUACGGCUCUUUCCAACAAGUGGGUUUUUUUUUUUUCCACUCCUCUUUCCCAGUGCUAUAAAUAUUGUACAUUUGGCUGGGAAAUGCAGCACUCCCAAACCUAGGAUGUAAGAAAUAAAAUGCGUACUUAUUCUGAACAUAAAUGUUGUAAUAGUCCUUGAUAUCAACAGAAUGUCUUCUAGUAUAUGGUGCUUUGCUAACUUUUUUAAAAAAAGGGUUUUAAAAAAAAAUUAGACAUACAUUUAUACAGCUUUCUUAAGCAGCAUUAUUUCCCUUUCUUCUGUUGAGAAACAGUUAUUACUGUUGCAUCUGGAAAUGGUUGAGAGUCAAAUUCACCAAGUUCUGGUGUUGAACAACCUCCAUUCCGUGGUGCUUCCCAUGUGUGGUUCUGUCCACACCUCGCUGAAAUGGCCAGGGUUUGUGUGGCAGCAGAAUUUGCUGGAGUGAGCUUCUGAAUCUACAGAUGAGGAGUUUUAUGAAUUUCUCUCUUAUUUAUUAUGUAUUUCUAAUUUAAUUUUCUUUCUGUACUAAGGCACUGCUUCCAGUGUGAUUUUUAAUGGAUGAAUUGGCAAUUCUCCCAAUUGGUAUCCUUCUUAAGCAUAAAUUAUCUCAUAAUUAGACUCGUUAAAAAGAAAAGAAAGAUAUUUGAAAGCUAUACAAGACAUUGCUGUUGUCCUAGUCGCUAUUUUCAUUUUUAGGAUAUGACUUUUCCUUGUAAUGAGGAAUAUAUAUAUAUAUGUGUGUAUCUGUCAAUACUAAUAGGGGAGAGGAGUUUGUUAAAAUACACUUUUUCCCAUUGCAUUUAUUUCCAUCUAAUAUCCUGUGCUAAACCCUCUUCUUUUUGUCUGAAUGAACUUGUGAACAGGUUUUUUUUGGUAUAUCUUUUAUUAAAACUGCACUGUAUAGUUUAGCUGUGGUAAGCCAGUAGUUACGGAUUUGAAUAACUUGACGUCAUCAGUGUUGUGGUAUUAAAAAGCACUGUUGUUCCAAACUAAUGAUGUUCCAAUAAAAUUUUGUAUUUAUGAGUGACAAUGGAGCUGCAUCGCAUUAGAAUGUCAAACAUCAAAUGUUGGCCAAAAAGGUAAAUUCUAGUCUGGGAAGUCAAAAGGUUUUGAAUUAGCUUUCUAGUUUGUAAAAGGAAGAUAGGCUGUUGCAAAGCUAUGAACAACUCAGAGAUUAUAAAAUAGAUCUACUGGCUUUGAAAUCCUAAAUUGCUACUUUAUUUCCCAGUGCCUGAGUCUCUGUUCCAUGUGCAAAGACAUUUUUUUUCUUAGCAGCAUGUUCUACUUCCCUAGAACUUAUCCUCAGGUUCCUGGGAAGAAUUAAGAAUGUUAAAUAAUUGUUUGCAGUUUAAGUAAAUGAAAGUUCCUACUGAUCUUGGUACUGAUCUGAGCAGGAAUACUGCUUUGGGUCAUUCAGUUUUAACUAACAAAAGAUGCACAAUUCAAAUUUAUCCCUAUUUUCACUACCACAAUGUGCCUAUACAAGUGUUGUUCUUCACACAGAUAUUGUGUGGCUUACUUUAGUAUGGACUAGACAAAGUUUGCCAUUUUUGUAGCACUUGUAGUAAAACUGCAGGCAAUAACAGAUAAAAGGAACUUGUGAAUGGUAAAUUUAAACUUGACAAACAUUUAGGUGACUUUCUGUAUUUAAAAACUUGUGUUUUUUGCCUUCUGUUCUUGAAUAAAAAUGUAAGAAAACUUGGCCUAAAUAAAUGUUAUAUCUUACAAGGAA
Sphaerodactylus townsendi is the source of this 2862-nucleotide messenger RNA. It is a transcript of the gene RAB12, whose product is annotated as RAB12, member RAS oncogene family. The coding region runs from base 210 to 962 and encodes 250 amino acids. Gene Ontology annotation, molecular function: GTP binding; GTPase activity. The transcript has 6 exons. NCBI's taxonomy places the organism in Eukaryota, Metazoa, Chordata, Lepidosauria, Squamata, Sphaerodactylidae. Gene Ontology annotation, biological process: cellular response to insulin stimulus; Rab protein signal transduction; protein localization to plasma membrane. Gene Ontology annotation, cellular component: plasma membrane; endosome; synaptic vesicle. The record is from RefSeq and is a predicted model, not a curated record.